Molecule: messenger RNA, 354 nt
Organism: Encephalitozoon intestinalis ATCC 50506
Lineage: Eukaryota; Fungi; Microsporidia; Unikaryonidae
Exons: 1
Coding region: 1-354 (117 amino acids)
Source: RefSeq, a predicted model, not a curated record
AUGAGAAGGAACUCCAUGUAUAUACAAAUACCCAGGGACCCGAGAACAGACAGAACCUCGUUUAUAGUAUCGAUGCCUGAGCAGAUGAAAGGGAAGAUCGAAAGCCAGAAGUGGGAGGAGAUAGUAUCUGGGCUGAACAAUAUAUUCUACGAACUUGAGUCUCCAUCCUUGAUGUCUUUUAUCAAAACCGUGUUUAUUAUUCCAUUUCUGGUAGGGAGUCCAAAAAAUGUCUUCGUAAGGGUUGAGGAAUAUCUAUCGGAUGCAAACAAGCUUUUGGGGAAGCACGGACUCCGCAUAGUCCAUCCGGGGAAUCACCAGUAUGUUGAGCUUGAGGUGGAGAUCUAUCAAGAUUGA